Penicillium waksmanii is the source of this 993-nucleotide messenger RNA. RefSeq names its product urease accessory protein UreF. The transcript has a single exon. Gene Ontology annotation, molecular function: nickel cation binding. NCBI's taxonomy places the organism in Eukaryota, Fungi, Ascomycota, Eurotiomycetes, Eurotiales, Aspergillaceae. The coding region runs from base 1 to 993 and encodes 330 amino acids. The record is from RefSeq and is a predicted model, not a curated record.
AUGCUCUUCGAAGACCGCCCGCAGGACCUCGAGUCCGAAAUCGCCCAGCUCGAAGCCCGCCUGCACGAUAUGCGAGCUCAGCUAGACAUCUCCACAUAUCCCACACCACCAUCCUCACACCCAGACAAGUCCUGGACAAUGCCAUCAUACAAUAAUGAGAACACCAAUAAUACCACCACCACCAAGAACGACCAAUUAUUCCGUCCAUCCUCAGUCCGCGCCUCCUCACUCCACGCUCUGCUCCUCCUCUCAGACUCCGCCUUACCACUAGGCUCAUUCGCCUACUCCAGCGGACUAGAGUCCUACCUCGCACACAACAAGCCAUCCCGCCGCACAAACCCAGUAACAUCCUUCCACCAUUUCCUCAAACUAUCAAUCGCCUCCAUCGCAAGCACAUCACUCCCCUACGUGCUUGCCGGGUACCGCCGUCCCGAAACAUUAGAUACCCUCGAUAACGACCUCGACGCCUCAACACCCUGCAUCGUCGCGCAGCGCGCGAGCGUCGCACAAGGGCGCGCCUUGAUCGGGGUCUGGGAACGUGCUUUCCGCGUGAGCUUUGCUUCCCCUUCCCCGGAGGGAGAGCAAACCACCGACACCGGCGUCACGGCGGCCAUCACAGCCAUUGACGAGUUCUCCUCCGCACUAAAGUCCUCCUUCGAAGACGUGGAUGAAUACGACCUCGGACCACGAGGUCACUUCGCUCCGCUUUGGGGUGUAGCCUGUCGCGCAAUGGGGCUGGACCUCCAACAGACAGCGUAUACGUUUGUGCUCAACCACGCGAAGGCCGUUCUUAGUGCGGCAGUGCGGGCGUCUGUGAUGGGACCGUAUCAGGCGCAGAAUAUCCUUGCUAGUCAGAGUUUGCAGGAUACUAUUAUGGGGCGGAUUGAGAGGGAGUGGAAUACUGAGCCUGAAGAGGCUGGGCAGGUUGUUCCUGCGUUGGAUUUGUGGGUUGGAAGGCAUGAGUUGCUUUAUAGUCGGAUUUUCAACUCUUGA